Saccoglossus kowalevskii is the source of this 759-nucleotide messenger RNA. RefSeq lists its product as uncharacterized. Lineage: Eukaryota; Metazoa; Hemichordata; Enteropneusta; Harrimaniidae. Gene Ontology annotation, molecular function: catalytic activity. The record is from RefSeq and is a predicted model, not a curated record.
AUGAUCAGCACAUUACGACCAUGCGUCACAAGUCUGACCUACUCCAGAUUGAUCCAACAACAACUUCUACGGCCAGUAUACAGGCUUGCUUCAAGCACAUAUGGACCGGAGAGGGCCUGCAGUAGAGAUGAAAAUGUCUACAAGGCGCCUGCUGCGCGAGUACCAUCGAUCAAAAGGCUUCAAGAGAUAGCAACAAACAAUGGCUUAGAUAUCAACAACGAAUAUUUAAACCAUUAUCGAGAUUUUAUAGAAAAUGUAAUAUGUAGUGCUAUGGAUGUGGUGGAUAGUUAUCCAGAACCGACCCUUCCUGUGAAAUACCCAAGAACCCCUGGCUACAGACCUAAGCAGGUUGAAAAUCAACUUAAUGGGUGGUACUGGCGCUGUGAUAUUAAAGGCGCCGAUGACGGUAUAUUACACGGUAAAACUGUUGCUAUUAAAGACAAUAUCCCAGUAGCUGGUGUUCCUAUGAUGAAUGGGAGUUACGUGUUGGAAGGUUAUGUGCCUGAAUAUGAUGCAACAGUUGUUACCAAGAUACUAGAUGCAGGUGGUCGGAUUACAGGAAAGUCGACUUGUGAAGACAUGUGUUUUUCUGGAACUAGCUAUAUAACUACAAAGGGUGCAGUCAGAAACCCCCACAAUACGAAUUAUGCAGCUGGAGGGUCUAGUAGUGGGUGUGCGGCACUGGCUAUUGCUGGUCCAGACAAUGGCUUGGAUCCCAGACAACCAGUUAAUUUCACUGUACCAUCCUAUAGUAAAGGG